AUGCGACUUCGCGGUGUGUUUCGUGCAGCCAAGCUGCCCAACGGACAACGCGCCAUUGGCACAAAAUGGGUGUUCAAGAUCAAGCGCAAGGCGGAUGGGUCAAUCGAGAAGUACAAGGCACGACUUGUGGCCAAGGGUUUCCGCCAAAAGUAUGGCAUCGACUACACGGAGACGUUUUCGCCUGUGGUCAAGUAUGUGACGCUGCGACUGGUGAUCGCAAUUUCCAAGCAUUUUGGAUGGCCCAUCGACCAGCUUGAUGUGUCAAUUUACGGCCUCAAGCAAGCGUCGCGAGUGUGGAACGAGACGUUCGACGAGUAUGUGUGCUCCAUCGGAUUUCAAGUAUCGGACUUCGACCCAUGUCUCUACAUCAAGACUUCGGACGGCCAUUGCGUGUUUAUACUGGUCUACGUGGACGACGUCUUGGUGACUGGAAGCUCGCUCGAGCUGAUUGCACAAACCAAGAACGACCUGAAGACGCGGUUCGAGAUGACGGACAGCGGCAAGUGUGCGUUUGUUCUUGGGAUCGAGCUUUUGGACGGUGAAGAUGGCAGUGUGACACUAUGUCAGCGUCGGUAUGUCGAUGAUAUCCUCAAGCGCUUUGGCAUGGAUGAUUGCAAGGCAGUCGCAAGUCCAGUCGACAUGAGCUCUCGACUUGUUUCAAGUGAUGCAACUACCAAGGUCGAUGCUCCUUUUCGCGAAGCUGUUGGUGCGUUGAUGCACCUGACCACUGCAACGCGUCCGGACAUUGCGUUUGCUGUGGGCUAUGUGUCGCGGUACAUGGAAAAUCCCCAAGAAGAACACUGGGUUGCAGUUAAGCGUAUCUUUCGCUACCUACAAGGCACCAAGACGCAUGGAAUUUGCUACAAGCCAAGUGCAAGGAUCGACUUCCGUGGAUAUUCGGAUGCGGAUUGGGCUGGUGAUCUUACCGACCGCAAGUCAACAUCGGGGUACACGUUCAUGCUACUCGGUGCGCCAGUGAGUUGGGGCAGCAAGAAGCAGCCAAGUGUUUCUUUGUCCACGACUGAAGCUGAAUACAUCGCACUCAGCUUGGCGAUUCAAGAGGGCAAGUGGAUUCAUCGUCUGCUUUGUGAGAUCGUGAUGGCUGCCAAUGAAGAAGGACCGGAACUCAUGAUUCAUGAAGACAAUCAGUCAUGUAUCAAGAUGACGAAGAACCCGGUCAACCACGGCCGUGCCAAGCACAUUGAUAUCAAGUACCAUCACAUCCGUGAUGAGGUCAAGCGCGGUGAAGUGAAGCUCAAGUACUGUGAAACUGCGGUGAUGUUAGCGGACAUCAUGACGAAGGGACUUCAUGGACCACGCCAACAGGAGAUGACGACGGCUCUCGGGAUUCGUGAGCCUUUGGAUUGA
Molecule: messenger RNA, 1368 nt
Organism: Peronospora matthiolae
Lineage: Eukaryota; Oomycota; Peronosporomycetes; Peronosporales; Peronosporaceae
Source: the annotation of a GenBank genome assembly